GUAGGGAACCAUGAUAAAGAGACAUCGUUUGUUUUCAACGGAAGCAGCAUCUUGUCAUCACAGAUUUGAGAGUGUGGUUUGCUAAAAAUAGGUUUUGCUCAUUUGCUCAGGAUUUUAUGUUGUAGUAUGAUCGUCGGUUACAGCAGCAGCUCCGAAGAUGAAACUGAAAAUUCCUCCAAAGAUGACGGCUCGCCUCCUCAAAAAAGAGCAAAACCUGACUCUGAAACCAGGUUUGUUCAUUUUCUAAGGGAGGAGCCUUUGGAUGGUGCAUCUGUUAAUAGGAAAGGUAUCAUGACACCUCGUCUGCCCCUGCCUGAGUCUGUUAAGGAGAUGUUUAAAGAAUCAGAAGAGCAGUGGAUUGACAACAUUAAAGAUCAUGGAGGAAGACUGCGCUCCUUCCAGCACCAGCGGGGCAACUGGGCCACAUACGUGUACUUACCAUAUGACCCAGUAGAGGGGUUCCAGGAGCUCCUCGACAAAAUAAUAGAGGCUGCAGUUUCUCACAGCAUAUCUCUGACCCCGUGUGAAGAGUUUCAUGUCAGCAUCUCAAAGACGGUGGUUUUACGACAUCACUGGAUCCAGCCAUUCAUCCAGUCCAUUCGGACCAGCUUAACACAGUUUCGGAAGUUUUUCUGCUUGGCGGAUACACUUAGGGUGUAUUGUAAUGCUGAGAAGACGAGGACUUUCCUCGGUAUGGAAAUCACCACUGGGAAGCCUCAGUUGCUCGAGCUCAUUAAAAUUGUGGAUCAAACCAUGAAUGAAUUCAACCUCAGCACUUUUUAUAAGGAUCCAUCUUUCCAUGUAAGUCUUGCAUGGUGUGUGGGUGAUCAAACAGAAAGACUGAAAAGGGAAUGUUUAUCAGAAUUGCAGGGUCUUGUUGAUAAGCAUGAGGAUGGUCCGUUUCACAUUCCACUAAACUGCAAGGAGGUCCGUUGCAAAUCAGGAAAUAAAGUCUUUCUGUUUCCUCUCCAGUAAACGUACAUUCUUGAUUGUUCCAAAAAUGUAUGUAUGUGUUAAAUUUGGAUAUUUUUAUGCAAAAUGUAAUAUUUUUACAAUAAAA
Paramisgurnus dabryanus is the source of this 1060-nucleotide messenger RNA. RefSeq names its product U6 snRNA biogenesis 1 (gene usb1). Lineage: Eukaryota; Metazoa; Chordata; Actinopteri; Cypriniformes; Cobitidae. Gene Ontology annotation, biological process: U6 snRNA 3'-end processing. Gene Ontology annotation, molecular function: 3'-5'-RNA exonuclease activity. The record is from RefSeq and is a predicted model, not a curated record. Gene Ontology annotation, cellular component: nucleus.